This is a messenger RNA of Aureobasidium musti, 2223 nucleotides long. Lineage: Eukaryota; Fungi; Ascomycota; Dothideomycetes; Dothideales; Saccotheciaceae. The record is from the annotation of a GenBank genome assembly.
AUGUCCAACUCGUCCUCUCCAAAACAGGCCCCAAGGCCUCGUCCGUUACAUGUCUCCAGAUCCUUCACUCGUUUGGACCCAAAUCCCGAAUCUCUCCCAGCCUCGCCAUCCCGAGCGAGAGCUAGCACUAUCCAGACCAUUCCGGAAGCANAAGAUAUGACCUCUUUCUCCCACGGCGAUGUCUUUGAAAGUGUCGAGGAAGACAAGGCUGAAGAACCUGCAAUCAAUGUCCCUCCUACAUUUGACCAGCUUCCCAUCGAGAUCCGCAGCCUGAGCGAGCGCUUCCUCAAGUCUCUAUCUGCCAGGACUCACGCCAACCCGCUGAACAUUGAUACCAUCUCCGAACUAUUCCAAGACUUCUACGAGCAAGCAGAAUCUCACAUCUCCACUCAUAUCGCAACCCUUUCCACUCGCCUGUCCAGAGAAAAAUCUCCCUCGCGCUCCGCUGCCACAAAAGCAUUAGGAGGUGCACUCAAGGCCAGGAAGCAAAGCAUUGAACAAACCGUCUCUGCAAAUGGUCAGGGUGAACAACAGAUGCUGACCGCUUCCGAGGUUGCCGACCGUCGCAAGGCUCGCCGGGAUCUGGAGAUAAAGAGACUCGCUUUGGAAGAAGCUGUUGAAAGAGCCGUGUGUGAAAAGGUCUACGACCGCAUAUAUAGACACAGGAGUGCCGACGAUGAGGAGAGAGAUGCAAAGCUCCGUUCGAGAACUGCUGCCUUGUCGCUGGUCGGUAUCGGCUUGAAAGAGCUACAUGUUGACAUUGAGCCAGCCAAGGGCAAUGGUCUACCCACCGAUGAGAAAGAGCUACAUGAUGAGAUCUUCAAACUGCUGGCCCCAGCUAGAGACCAUCUUCAACGCAUGGACGACCAACGUUAUCCUCUAGGCAAGUUGCAGAUGCUCACUGAGGCCCACAAGAGCAUCGUUGAAACACUAUCUCGCAUAUUCCCUUCCUCUUCAUCUGCCGACGAAGUCCUGCCUACUCUUAUUUACACUCUGAUGACUUCACCUCCUGAAACAAUAAACGUCAUCAGCAACUUGCACUUUAUUCAGCUUUUCCGUGCACGCGCAAAGGUUGACGGUGAAGCUGCAUACUGUCUAGUCAAUCUCGAAGCUGCCAUCUCUUUCCUCGAGACUGUCGAUUUAGCUUCUCUAAGGGCUGAUGAGGCUUCACAAGGUGGCCUUAAGAAAGAGACUCGCAACGAGAAACCCACCGACUUUGCUCGUCCAUCCAGUCCCAAAUCGCUCGCCCCUGGCUUGACAACAACAUCAGCCAUCUCUUCAGACCUUAGUCCAGGAGAUACCUCACUCAAGCCUCUGCCUUCCCAGGCUUUUCUCAGUAACCCACCACGACCAGGAUUCGGCCAGCGUCGCUUCUCAUCACUGAUACAAGCACAAGCUGAACGCAUUGAAGCCAGUCGAGAUGAACUCAUGAAUUCUGCUGACCAGGCUUUUGACGCCAUUAACUCAACCCUCGAGAACAGCUUUAAGUUUCUGUUUGGCCGUAUGAAAGAGCAAGGCGCUGGAACUGAAGACUCUCCCAUAGUCAUGCCGCGAACUCUCGAAGAUGCGCGUAAGCUUGUCAGUUCACCACCUCUAGUACCCAUGGACAGCCACCCAAGUUUUGCCGAGUCACUGUCCUCGAGCCCUCCAGCAGAACCUCUCUCGGCCCCUCGAGUCGACAACGCUAUGCUGAAUUUAGUUGGUGGUCGCCUGCGAGAACGCAGUGUAGACAGUAACCGCAGCACAGGCAGCGGCAAGCGUGUGCUCUUCGCAGAAAAGUCGAACGCUUCUGCACUCCCUAACAACGCCAUCUCGUCUUCCCUUCCCACACAAUCGGCUGUCGAAUCUAUGGGCAACCUCAUGAACUCCAUCAACCCUCUAUCACGUUUUGGUGGCUUUGGCAAAUUCGGUCGUUCUGCAUCUGGUAGUGGUUCUUCCACCCCUUCCACACCUGCUGCUUCAUCUGCUGCUAUUGCCGAGAAGACCAAACAAUUGGGACAUAUCCCUGAAUCCGAAAAGUCGCCUGUUCAAAACAACAACGUACAGGCAGAAACCGACCUAGAUGCUCUGGAGGCAUUAGCACAAUUGAAAAAGGCAACGCCACCAGUCCAAAAGUUCGUCGAUGCGAAGAGUGCUUCCGAGUUGAGAAUUGGCGAUGUAGAAGAACUGUUGAAGGAUUAUCAGCGAUUGGCUGCUCUGAUCAGAGAGACUGUCAAUUCAUAG